Molecule: messenger RNA, 1116 nt
Organism: Pipistrellus kuhlii (Kuhl's pipistrelle)
Lineage: Eukaryota; Metazoa; Chordata; Mammalia; Chiroptera; Vespertilionidae
Gene: RHOU
Product: ras homolog family member U
Exons: 3
Coding region: 17-796 (259 amino acids)
Biological process (GO): small GTPase-mediated signal transduction
Molecular function (GO): GTPase activity; GTP binding
Source: RefSeq, a predicted model, not a curated record
GCCGCCCGCCGGCCCGAUGCCCCCGCAGCAGGGCGGCCCCGCGCUCCCCGGCCGCUGCGAGGCGCCGCCGGUGCCGCCCCGCCGGGAGCGCGGGGCGCGCGGGGCGCGGGGCGCGGGGGGCGCGCGGGGCCGCGCCAUCAAGUGCGUGCUGGUGGGCGACGGCGCGGUGGGCAAGACCAGCCUGGUGGUGAGCUACACCACCAACGGCUACCCCACCGAGUACGUGCCCACCGCCUUCGACAACUUCUCCGCCGUGGUGUCCGUGGACGGGCAGCCUGUGAGACUCCAGCUCUGCGACACAGCGGGACAGGACGAGUUUGACCGGCUGCGGCCCCUGUGCUACACCCACGCGGACGCCUUCCUGCUGUGCUUCAGCGUGGUCAGCCCGACCUCCUUCCAGAACGUGACGGAGAAGUGGGUGCCUGAGGUCCGGCGCCACUGCCCCCGGGCGCCCGUCCUGCUGGUGGGCACGCAGUCGGACCUGCGGGAGGACGUCAAGGUGCUCAUCGAGCUGGACAAGGCCAAGGAGAAGCCGGUGCCCGAGGAGGCGGCCCGGCUGUGCGCCGAGCAGGUCAAGGCGGCCGCCUACAUCGAGUGCUCGGCCCUCACCCAGAAGAACCUCAAGGAGGUCUUCGACGCGGCCAUCGUGGCCGCCAUCCAGCACUCGGACGCCCAGCAGCAGCAGCAGCAGCAGCAGCCGCCGCAGCCGCCCCCCAAGAAGCCCAAAAGCAGGACUCCGGACAAAAUGCGGACCCUGUCCAAGUCCUGGUGGAAGAAGUACUGCUGCUUCGUAUGACGCCGGCCCGCCCGGCGGGCGCCUUGGGUGGGAGGACCUCGGAGGGAGGCGAUGCGAGGAGCAGGGACUCCAGGGCCUGCGCCCCGCCCGCAGGGGGAGCCGCGGUGCACGCCCCCAAAGGGGCCCGCCUCCCUCUGUGUCCCCCUCCCGCCUCUGACGUCCAUUCCGUUCAUUCCUCUCCCGCGUCUGAGCUUAAGGGGGAGACUCCCAUCUGCCUGGCCUUGGGGGAGUCACUGAAGCAGCCGCGGAUGCCUUUGGAAAUGUAGAUGGUUUCUCUCUGACAUUAAAAGGACACCUUGGACCUGGGGGGUCGAGAGUGA